Molecule: messenger RNA, 594 nt
Organism: Penicillium oxalicum
Lineage: Eukaryota; Fungi; Ascomycota; Eurotiomycetes; Eurotiales; Aspergillaceae
Exons: 1
Coding region: 1-594 (197 amino acids)
Source: RefSeq, a predicted model, not a curated record
AUGUGCUUUGGCCCUUCUCUAGUCUCGAUCUUGCCAGACCUUCCACCGGGAGACUGGAACGAUGGGUUGGUUACCAAAGACGCUACCGGCCAAGCAUAUUUUGCUUCCGUUAAGUUAACCCAAUUCCCUGGGGUGGAAAACCACUGGCAUGAAACAUAUGUGGACUGCUUGGAGCUUUCAUUCGUACGAAAAUUACGGACGGGGCUCUACGAAGUCAACUGCCCAUCCGUCGAUGGCUCUCUCGUCACUAAGUUCGCCCGUUUCCCCUGGGAAAUUCAAUACAUUGAGAACGAAACCUCCGCAUAUCAAUGGAUAACGGGGUAUGGCAUCGGACCCCGGUUUCCAGGUCACUUGACCGAAAAUAGCCGAGUGAUCGGAUUUUUAAUGGAAUACAUAUCCAAUGCGAGGCACGCGGACGCUCAGGAUGUUGGUAUCUGCAGGGAGGUCUUGUCCCAGCUACAUGGCAUAGGGAUCCUUCAUGGCGAUACAAAUCGAUUUAACUUCCUCAUCCACGACUAUCUUGUCGUCACUUUUGAUCGCACUGCGUCGCUAGCUUUUGAGACCAAGGAGGUCUUUGAGGGCUAUUGUGUUUAG